This is a messenger RNA of Rodentolepis nana, 621 nucleotides long. Lineage: Eukaryota; Metazoa; Platyhelminthes; Cestoda; Cyclophyllidea; Hymenolepididae. The record is from the annotation of a GenBank genome assembly.
AUGCAUCAAGGCCUAAUCGAAUUCUCUACUUUAGUUCGCGAGCUUCGGUUGAUACUGGACGCGGAGGAGCAUGAAUAUCUCGUGCCCAAUGAAGCAAUUAUCGGCUUCUACCUCUCUGUGGAUAGUGAUCGAGAUCAGCCCAUAUCCUCUCGAAUGGGCUUGAAGCAAUAUGAGAGAUCCAUAGACAUCCUACAACCAACUCCAGAAAGUGAUGAACUCUUUGUGGGUUCCCAGUUUCAUACUUUCAUUCAAGUCGGUUUCUCUGACACUCCAAUUCCAAUUAAGACUUUAACGAAAUCUAAGGCCAAUCACUUUCGAUCUGUGAUCCGCUCGGUGGUUCAGGUUGCCAAGCCCAUCUUCAGUUCCAGCUUACUUCAAUUAAAAGAGCCAGUCACCUUUACUGCCACCUCCAGAAUUGCAAAGGGCCGUCUGGUUCAAAAGUGGGCUUAUCUCCGACUCGAAAAUGCCUCCGCCGCAGUUGUGAUUGAAAGCCUAGCACUCCGACUUGGCAAUCUCAAAAAAGACUUCGAUGAAAUGCUGCAGAGAUUGAGCCGUGUUCAAUCAUCUGAGAGAGAAGGAGCCGUUAAAUCGGCUCUCUUCAUUCUAUCCUCUUCUUCCUAA